AUGUACCAAGGCAGAGCAAGAGCAGCUUCCGUAUCUACCAAUACACCCAGUGCUCCUCCUCCUUCUCAUAACCACAUUGGACGCAACGCAAUUCCAAUUUCACGUGCAGGUGAUCAUACCUCAACCUCUUUUGUACCAGCACCAUCAUUAUCCACUAGCGCACCUUCCGUCGGUCCCUCGUUAAUAUCAUUUUUUCAUGGGAAUUCACACGAUAGUCGCAGCAAAGAAUCUGUUCAUCUCCCUAUAGAUGUACCGCCUUCGACGAUUGGUAUAGAGUUUGAAGGUGGAACACAUGUAAUUAUACGUCCGGACCGUAUAAUAAGAGGUAGAGUGGUAUUGGAUUUACAAGAACGAAUUUUGGCUACACGGAUUCGGGUCAAGGCAGGUUACCCCACCAUAAUUUUGUUUAAAGGGGUAGAAUCGGCUAUGGUGAGAGUAGAUGAUACGAAUGGAGAUGGCAAGGGAGAAUGGAUUAAUCAUGCGAUUACUACAUACUUUGAGACCGAAUGGAAGUUGUGGGGGAAUGAUGGAUCAGCAUUUUCGCAGUGUGGAUGGGAUGAGAUGGAUGCAGGUCGAUAUACAUACCCUUUUGCAUUAAAGGUAAUUCCAAGAAUAUAUCGAUAUACUUUUUUUUAUAAUAUUUCAUUCCUUGCUCACAACGUAAUAUCAAAUGCGACCUUCAAAAAAAACAAGUUCCCAAAUUGUAAUUAUCCACCUAGUAUUGAAGAACCAGCAGGGUUCCAUAUACGAUUCAUUUGGUCUACUCAGAUUGAUGGUCCUGGCCUAGAAUCAAGCCUCAAGAGCAAAGAUUAUGUAACACCAUACAGACCAGUACUAAUAUCAACCCCUGAUAAGGAAUGGAUUUUCAAAUCCACACUGGUCAAGGACAGGCGUACACCUCUGGCCGAAGUACAAGCUAAAUUGGAUCGUCAAUCUUACUGCCCAGAUGAAGCCUGCGGAUUGCAGCUCACUAUUGCUAUUCUUCACGCUGACACCAAAUGCGUGGGAAUUCAAUAUAAAUUCCGCAAGCAUCACGAAGGAAAGAUGCUGGUUCAACAGGGAACCGCUUUUCGAGACCAUGUGCGCGUUGUUCUUCAAGGCACGGUUCCUUUCAAGGACACACAUAUAUCUGAGCACGUCGCCUUUAAGAUCCCCACUCGUCUCGUAUCGCCAUCAUUCUUAACUCGCCACACACGCGUUCGCUACGACAUCUUAUUUCAAGUUACUACUGCUCACGGACAUCUCUUCAAAACCAACCAUGUAUCCGAGUUUGCAAUUCCCAUCACAAUCGCAAACCUACCGUAUGAUCAGUUACUUCGUGUUCCACGAGCAACAAUGGUCGAGCACUAUCAAAACUCUGUAGCUAGUCCUUUCUUUUUUGAACCUUCAUUGGAAGAACCUCCAGAAGAUACAGAUGGAGAUAUUGAAGCUAUGGCAGCCAUUACAGAUGACUUGACUCGUACACCCGGAGAAGAGCCUCCGAGUUACUUUAGUCUUGAGCAACAGCCUUCUCAAUUUCGUAACAAAAGAGAGCGAAAAGAACGAACGGUGUAUUUGUCCAGAUCAGCAAAAGGCGUUCAUUUUGGUGUAGAUAUGGUAGAUGCCAAGGUGGUUAGUGGUAUAUAUGACGAAGAUUGGUAG
Messenger RNA from Phycomyces blakesleeanus NRRL 1555(-), 1641 nucleotides. RefSeq lists its product as hypothetical. Gene Ontology annotation, biological process: protein transport. The transcript is spliced from 6 exons. Gene Ontology annotation, cellular component: cytoplasm. Lineage: Eukaryota; Fungi; Mucoromycota; Mucoromycetes; Mucorales; Phycomycetaceae. The record is from RefSeq and is a predicted model, not a curated record. The coding region runs from base 1 to 1641 and encodes 546 amino acids.